GUGGAUCAAUAUCCAUGGUCCAGCCUACCUUGUUUCCACGUCUAUUAUGCUGAUCACAGCUGCUUGUCUCUUUCAUGCAUUCAAGAUUGCUGUACAAGAACUAAAGGAAUACUAUGAGAAGAUACUUCCACUAGCUCAUGAACAUAAUCUCUGUAAUUCUAAGUUUCCUUACAUUAACAGCUAUUAUGAUAAAUGGAAAAAAAGUAAUGUUGCCUUUACAUGGUUUGAGCAGUAUGAAGAUAAGCUUAUCUUCUUUGCUGAGAAGGAAGAGAAUAAGGAUACUAUAUGUAUCAAAUUUACCCAAACCUACUCUGUAGAAGCACACAAAUGGUGUUCAAACAAUGGCAUGGCAUCUGAGCUUAAUGAAUUCAAAGAAUGCUUUCCACCCUCUGAGCAAGUUAAAUCUCAGAUUAUGAAUAUAAUUACUACUCUUCAUUCUCAAGACCUGGUUCAUGGUGACAUACAUGGCAGUAACAUAUUGGUUAGUAAGGAUGAUGGAAUUAUGCUUAUUGACUUUGACUGGUCAGGCAAGGAAGGAGAGGUUAGGUACAAUACCCUAUGA
Molecule: messenger RNA, 562 nt
Organism: Paraglomus brasilianum
Lineage: Eukaryota; Fungi; Glomeromycota; Glomeromycetes; Paraglomerales; Paraglomeraceae
Source: the annotation of a GenBank genome assembly